AGUAGUAAGUUGUUAAUUAGCUAAAACGCUGAAGUUGUCCAUGAUAACAUUCAAACUCACAAACUUUGAGUUGCUAGACGUUACCAUUAUGCCCACCAUUAUGCCUUAUUAAGAAACAAUCUGUCUUAUGUAACCAUACCAAACAUAACAUAUGAUAAUACUUUUAGUGUCCCGGAUUUACGUAUACUAUGUUGCUUCUCGUCUAUGAGACCAGGCUGAGGCUGUUAUUAGGGUGCCAUGACAACUAUAGAACUCAUAUGCUUGAAAUAUGGAAAUACAUGGAACCUUGAAUCAUGAUUAUUUAAUCUUCUGAUUUAAUCAAGCCUAUUGUUUUCCUGUUCUAUUUUGGAAAGAAGUUUAGGUGACAAGCUGAUGGGACUAUGGGCUAUAUAUAGGUAACAAGCUCUGCUCAAAUGACGGCUAUAUUAUGACGCACCUUAGAACUUGUAAAUGUGCGCCAGAAGAGUACUCUGUCCUAGACCUAUCCAAAAGGCCCGAGGAUGCGCCUCAAGCUGCGGAACCUUCUACAGUUCAUGUGGAACAGGAGGUCCAACAGCGGGCCCCAAUGUGUGCCAUACAUCCGCGACAUCAGACAGCUGCAGAGCGAGGGGUUCUACCGAGUUUAUCUCGGUGAAACCGAGUUUCCAGAGGGUCUGAUCACUGGUGACAUCUCCGCGGCAACGGACGCCUCUAGCAGCAGACACAGCUGGAGCGUAAUCCACGCGGGAGGUCAGAGAGGAUGGGUUCCAUGGAAUUACAAACUACUGUUCCACUGUAAAGGUGUCUCCUCGCUGCAGCCUUCAGGGGAAAUAUUUGAAGAGUUGUGUGGCAGUUUAAGGAAGAACUACGGGAAAUGUGCAAUAGUAGUGAACAAUCAUAGCUGGAGGUCACCAAGGAAAGUUGACGAUUGUAACUUCGCAGGGUACAUUCAUCACCUGCCCGAGGCCCCGGUGGAUCUCAUACCUAUGAGCUGCUGCCCGACUUUGGCGCGCGCGUACGGACACGAGCUUAUUCAAAUCCCGUUCCAGUGCGCGCACCUGUGCCCUCUGAACAGCGUUUGGUCCACGGUGAAGUGGUUUGCGACCAACGACCAUGGGAAGUAUUCGGAGGCCAUUUACGACCGUGACACUCUACAUAAAUACGUCUAUUGGAAUGAGCUGAUGGAGGGAGCUCUGAAGAAGAUGACCAAGAGGAAAUGGGAGGAAGCAUUGUCUCGAGUUAGGAAGAAUGAGAAUCAUUACAUAAAUGACAAGCAGUGACAACGGUUUCAUUCAGACUAUAUAAAAGAGAUGCACAUGACAUUGGCUAAGGGACUUUUUGUUUGUUUGUUGGUAAAAGUAUAGUUUCCAGGUAUCGUGAGGUUAGUGCUAUGGUCUCUGCCAAAAGGUCUGAACCAUUAUGGCACAGGAUAAUGUGCUCACCCCAUACUGCAAUGUUAUUGA
Messenger RNA from Oncorhynchus keta (chum salmon), 1442 nucleotides. RefSeq lists its product as uncharacterized. The transcript has a single exon. Bases 501 to 1259 code for a protein of 252 amino acids. The record is from RefSeq and is a predicted model, not a curated record. Lineage: Eukaryota; Metazoa; Chordata; Actinopteri; Salmoniformes; Salmonidae.